AUGGAGACCCCACGGCGGGUGCCUCGUGGUCCUUUCAUCAUGCCGGAUGGCACAUCCCUGGCCGCCUUCAUGCGCGCCGAGGAGCCUGUGACCCGGCCCAAGCGCAGCAAGCCGCAGGCCCCCUCCCGCGAAUGGGUGUCCGACUGGCUCACCACCUCCGGCUCCCAGCCCCCCUCCAUCCCCGAGCUGGACGCGCUGCAGAGGAUUGGUCAGAGACGGCAGCGGCGCUGGCUGAACAACCGCCUGCUCCUGGCCCUGGCGGGGCGGCUGACCGCGGCCGACAUCGAGGGCCUUUUCAAGCCGGUGCCCUUUGGCGCGCCGCGCCCACCCACGGUCUGGGAGACGCUGGCGGAGGAGCGGUACGGGGCGUUGCGCGAGUCCCUGCGCAGCCUGGACCCCGACACCCAGGCGGACCUGCUAGCCAUCGGUGGCUUCCUGGCCCAGCCCGGCGCCGGGGACGAGCUUGUGUUUGAGGGGCUGGAUAGCUUCGGGCGCCUCCUCUGUCACAGCCUGGCGGAGUUCCACGGUCUCAGCUCCACGAGCCGGGCGGACGGGCUGGGGGCCAAGGCGGUGGUGCUACGGCGCGAGGGCCGCGGAGACCACCCCGCCCCCUCCUGCACAGCCCUCCUGCUGAUGAUGCAGGGGGGGCCGGGAGGCUCGGGGACCCCUGACAGCCAGGGUUUCGCGGCAAAUGCAGAAGCAGGACGCUCCUUGGUGUACAGGCCUGCCGUCCUGGCGGCAUGA
Molecule: messenger RNA, 744 nt
Organism: Auxenochlorella protothecoides
Lineage: Eukaryota; Viridiplantae; Chlorophyta; Trebouxiophyceae; Chlorellales; Chlorellaceae
Exons: 2
Coding region: 1-744 (247 amino acids)
Molecular function (GO): nucleic acid binding
Source: RefSeq, a predicted model, not a curated record